Messenger RNA from Trypanosoma conorhini, 1623 nucleotides. Its product is annotated as formin. The record is from RefSeq and is a predicted model, not a curated record. The annotation marks the transcript as partial. The transcript has a single exon. NCBI's taxonomy places the organism in Eukaryota, Euglenozoa, Kinetoplastea, Trypanosomatida, Trypanosomatidae.
AUGGCUGCCAACACCGGCGCCCCGCAGCAGCACGAGCAGGCAGAAAAGCAGCCGUGCCAGCAGAAUAUACAGGAAAACUGCUUGACUUUGCGUGGAAUGGGGGAGGAUGCAGGUGCGCUGCCGCGUAUUUUCUCAACGACGCCGAAGCGCAGACGCCGUUUCUCAACAAAGGGCGCGUUGCAGCAACUCCAAGAGAGAGCCUUGCGCAGUUCUCGCCGGAGUGGUACCGGUAGCGGUGGCUCGCUCCCGCGGUUACGGUCUAUUGAGGCUGCCGUCGACGGCAGUGGCAGAAUGGAAGUCAUAGUGAUACAUUCAAAAGAGAUUUUGAGGUUGAGCAAAAUGUUUGGCGUGUCCCCAGAGCACGUGCGAGAGGUGGCUUUCGCCGCACAGGGCGAACGCGGACUGAUGCAGGCCAUUCUUUGCAGCGAGGCUGAGUAUCGCGAGAUGCAGGGCGAGUCGCCGCCGCCGUCGGGGCAGCGAAACCGAAGCGGCAGCCUUUGUGGCAGUGAAUUUUCGCCGCGGUUGCAGUACGGCUCUAAGCACGCGGUGCGGGAGAUCAUGAAGCUGCUGAGCUUGCCCCCCGCCAGGGAGGGGGACGUGAUUCAGGUGCUCAACGCCAGCCACGGCGACGCCCAGAGGGCGUUGUCUGUGCUGCAGGAAAUGUUUGAGGGCGAGGGCGGCGCCCCUGCCAAGGGGGCGGUGCAGCUUGCCGAAAGUAUGUCGGAGCAGGACGUAACGAAGCUGCAGAUGUACAUGAACCUCCUGGGCACCUCGCUGGACGACACACGCGCCGAGGCGCUCCACACCGAGUUUCCAGAGCGCCCCAUGCGGGACAUAGAGGACGCGCUACGGCUCACCGACGGAGACCUGACGCAGGCGCGCCUGUACCUUGAGCAGGUGCCCGCACAGAAGGCCUCCCGCGAGCGCCUCGAGGCGGCCAUUGCGCCGCCAGAAGGGGAGGCGGGCAGAGGCAUGGCGCUGCGAUGCCCGAGGCGGCGGUCCUCCGUCGUCAGCAUUGCCAGCCCGCCGUUCUCCAGCUCCUUGGACCCUGUUUUUGCACGCGUGGGGAGGAGUGGGGCAACCGUUCCGCGCAGCCGCGCGGCCUCCACGCCUUGCCCAUCGGCGAACGCACUUCCAGGCGUCGAGCCCACCUUCCAUGAGAAACGGCAAAGCACACCGGAGUGGGGUGGGGCAGCGACGUGGUCGCUGGCGACACCUGCAGAGAUGCCCGAAAUGAUGCCGCAGGUUGCAGGGGCGCCACUGAUGGAGAAGCGAAAAAGACUCGGCAGCGUGCAUGCCCUGAACAGUCCAGAAGAUGAAGUGGACGAUGACCAGCUAUCGCCGCGCAGCGCUGCCGCGAUUGCAUGUGCAUUUAGUCCGCCUAGUGGGCGCAGAAAGUCAGACAACAGAAAGUUUGUCUCUUCUGGGUCUGCCUUGCCCCAAUCACCGCCGCCACCACCGUCUGGCUCUGCAGCAAAGCCUGGGCCGCCUGCACCGGCCGGACUUCCACCGCCGCCACCGCCGCCACCACCGUCUGGCUCUGCAGCAAAGCCUGGGCCGCCUGCACCAGCCGGACUUCCACCGCCACCGCCGCCACCACCGUCUGGCUCUGCAGCAAAGCCU